Messenger RNA from Hibiscus syriacus, 1021 nucleotides. Its product is annotated as zinc finger A20 and AN1 domain-containing stress-associated protein 6-like. The record is from RefSeq and is a predicted model, not a curated record. Gene Ontology annotation, molecular function: DNA binding; zinc ion binding. The transcript has a single exon. The coding region runs from base 138 to 632 and encodes 164 amino acids. Lineage: Eukaryota; Viridiplantae; Streptophyta; Magnoliopsida; Malvales; Malvaceae.
CUUUUUUUUCGAUUCUGAUGUUUUCAGAGUUUUCCUUGUCUUUUCUUUUUAACAUUUCUGUUUUAGAUCUUGCAGAUCCGAUCUCAAGUGGAUUAAAUUUCUUGUGCAAUUCAAUAGGUCGAGAGGUUUAAAAAAGGAUGGCGGAGGAUCAUAGAUGCCAAACGCCGGAAGGCCACCGUCUUUGCGUCAACAACUGCGGCUUUUUCGGCAGUCCGACGACGAUGAAUCUUUGUUCGAAAUGUUAUAGAGAUUUUCGCCUUAAAGAAAAACAAGGAGCUGCUUCGAUCAAAUCAUCUCUCUCUUCCUCCCCUUCGUCAUCCUCAACGGUUGUCGAAUCCGUUUCUCAGGUUUCGCUAUUCACUCUCCCUGAAGUCAUCGGAGAAUCGCCUGUUCCGACCAUCGAGAUUGCCCUGGCGGCUGAGCAGCGACCGCAGCAACAACCAAAUCGGUGCAUGGUUUGCCGGAAACGGAUCGGGUUGGCCGGGUUCAGAUGCAGAUGCGGAAUUACUUUUUGCGGGUCGCACAGGUAUCCAGAGAAUCACGGGUGUACUUUCGAUUUCAAAACAGUUGGAAGAGAGGAGAUCGCACGAGCUAAUCCUGUGGUCAAAGCAGAUAAACUCGAGAAGAUUUGAGAUGGGAACAUCGAUCUAUUGACCUUGGAUGAAAGAAAAUUUUGAAAUCAUACAGCUCUUCAAGAAUCGACACGUGUUUCGAUGGUGGUCCCCAUGAUGGAGAGAAACCAAUUAGGCUGGAUAAAAAAUAUUUUCAUCCUAAUAAGUUAAAAUAUCUGUUUUAUUUUACGUGUCCCCUUUAGUCUUUUUCUUCCCUUGUAAAAAAAUGAUUUUUUUACAACUUUUUACUCUUUUUAUUUCUCUGGGUGGAGAAUGAAAAAAAAUAUUAAAUUCGAAAUUUGGUGUAGAUUCUUUUUUUUAAUUAUUGGUGUGUAUCUGUGCUCAUGUGCUGGAAGCGGCCAACUGUGACAGCUAUCUCCGUAUUGAAUGUUAUUGUCUUUUGGCAUAAA